This is a messenger RNA of Auanema sp. JU1783, 924 nucleotides long. NCBI's taxonomy places the organism in Eukaryota, Metazoa, Nematoda, Chromadorea, Rhabditida, Rhabditidae. The record is from the annotation of a GenBank genome assembly.
AUGAACUCCUCCAUUAUAGAUAUGCUGGCAUUCAUGAUAACCAACGUGCUUAUCUGUAUAUUCCAAACGACUACAAUACUUCUUGGAACUUUCGUGAUCUAUCUCUUCUCCAGAAAUAUUGUAUUGAGAAAUAGUGGAGGGCUUCAAUUGAUAUUCUUAUUAACCAUAUGUGACGUGUUCGCAGCUAUCACAACAAUUCCUUAUAUUGUUUACCUGAUAGUGGGAUGGAAGCCGAGAGAAACAUAUUAUGAUCCUAAAACGAUUGUUUACAUAUCUCUGACUUUUGUUGCUCAGCUCAAGAUUCAUUUGACGUUCACACUCUCCAUUGCCAUUGAUAGAUCUCUUGCAGUAUAUCAACCAGCCUUAUAUCGUAGGAAAAAUUCAAAAGUAUAUGCCAUGGGCACAUUAUGCGUUGCCAUACUAUUCGCCUUGUUUGAUAUAUCUCUAGAACUGUUAAUAGCUGAUUAUGAUGAGAUUCCCAAUUGCGCAGCUAUAGGUUGCUUCUUGGACUCUCCAUUUCUAGAGUAUUGGGGUAUAAGCAAUGUGGUGCUAGGUAGUUGCAAACUAUUGUUAACUCUCUCCGUUCUCGUCAAACUUCAUCGAAUGCAUAAAUCACAAUCCAAUGUUGCUUGGGUUACAACUGGUGUUUCAGAAAAGAGAUUCCAUCAAGCAAACAAGUUAUCGUUAAUGGUAAUGGUAGUCUCUGCUUGCUUCAUAACAAUCCCAUCAAUAUCCGUCGGCAUAUCAGAGAUUUUCGGAUUUUCUUUGUUUUCUAGUGUUGGACCGUUUUAUCUCCUCUUUCUCCUUAUAGCAGCAACUUUCAACAUUAGCAUCUACUUGUCCCUUCACAAGGAUGUCAGACGAUGUAUGACAGCAGUUUGGACACACCAAGAAACUGUUUCCGCAUUGACUUCAACGAGCUAA